This is a messenger RNA of Drosophila busckii, 2503 nucleotides long. Its product is annotated as alpha-1,3-mannosyl-glycoprotein 2-beta-N-acetylglucosaminyltransferase. Gene Ontology annotation, molecular function: alpha-1,3-mannosylglycoprotein 2-beta-N-acetylglucosaminyltransferase activity. The record is from RefSeq and is a predicted model, not a curated record. Gene Ontology annotation, cellular component: Golgi apparatus. The transcript has 6 exons. The coding region runs from base 501 to 1862 and encodes 453 amino acids. Lineage: Eukaryota; Metazoa; Arthropoda; Insecta; Diptera; Drosophilidae. Gene Ontology annotation, biological process: protein N-linked glycosylation.
UCUCACUCGCACUUGUUUCACACAAAAUUUACACGGAGAUAGCGAAUAAACAACAACGUGAGCGUAUUUUACCAUUAUUGCCAAGCUGGCGUAUUAAUAUCGCAUAUCCACGUCAACGGCCAAAACUUGCGAGCCGAGAGAGGUGCAGUUAAGGGAAUCGCUGGUGCGUGGCGAAAGAUGUCAUUGAUAAGUGAAACCACGCAACCAAAUGCGAAUGCGAAAACUAAUGUUGUUGCGCUCUAAGCUUUGCAUUAACAAGCCGCUCCAAGCGCUGCUGGUUGCUGGCGACGACGACGACAGCGACAGCAAUUAGCAAACAAAGCUUCCACACACCCACCGAUUAAAACAGCUCGCAAUAGAUGAGCGCACCUAGCGCUUCGACAAACACAGAAAAAACAGUUUCCAAGCAGAUGUUAGAUUAAGUGCACAGCCAGUGAGAGAGAGAGAGAGAGAGAGAGAGUGAGAGAACGCCCCCCUUAGCCUGCCCACCUUCUAGCAAGAUGCGUUCGCGCAAAGUGCAGUUUUUAGUGAUAAGUUUGCUCAUAGCGUGGAGCUUCAUCACCUACUAUAUACUUAUGCGCACCAAUGCUUCUCAGUUGGACACGGAGCACCAGCAGAAGCAACUUACUCUGCAACAGUUGUUACCACAAACGCUCAAGGAACAAACCAAGUCGCAGCGACUUGCACGCACGCUCAUCGAGUUCCUUCAUAUGAAAUACAACGUGGUGGGCACAACGCCUAGCAUAAGUAUUGUAGCUGCCGAGUUGUCCAACGAGUUGCCGGAGCAGCAGCAGCCGGCGCAAAUACCCAGCCAAACAUAUCUGGCAAAUGGUGAGCCUGUUAUACCCAUCUUGGUCUUUGCCUGCAAUAGAGUUUCGGUCGUUAAGUGCCUGGAUAAUUUAGUGCAGUAUCGCCCCAGCGUUGAGCAGUUUCCCAUUAUAGUCUCACAGGAUUGCGGCGAUGAGGCCACCAAGCAUGCUAUACUCUCAUAUGGCAAGCAAGUGUCGCUCAUUGAGCAGCCAGACCAAAGCGACAUUGUGGUGCUGCCCAAGGAGAAAAAAUUCAAGGGCUAUUACAAAAUUUCACGUCAUUACGGCUGGGCGUUAAACACAACCUUCCAAAAGGGCUUCGAGUUUGUGGUUAUUGUAGAGGAUGAUCUGAAUGUGGCGCCCGAUUUCUUUGAAUAUUUUCUGGGCACACACAAGCUACUGCAGCAGGAUCAUAGUUUGUGGUGUGUCUCUGCUUGGAAUGACAAUGGAAAGGCGAGUGUUGUGGACACAGGCAAGCCAGAGCUACUCUAUCGCACCGACUUCUUCCCUGGUCUUGGAUGGAUGCUGACCAGUCGUCUCUGGAGCGAGCUCUCCGUCAAGUGGCCCAAAUCCUUUUGGGACGAUUGGAUACGUCAUCCGGAGCAGCGCAAGGAUCGCGUUUGCAUACGCCCGGAAAUCUCACGCACGCGCACCUUUGGCAAAAUCGGCGUGUCAAACGGCCUGUUCUUUGACAAGUACUUGAAGCACAUAAAACUCAGCGAGGACUUUGUGCCCUUCAGCAAGCUCAAUUUAAGUUAUCUUUUAAAGGAAAAUUAUGACAACACGUUCCUCAAACAAAUUUAUGUCCUACCGCUGGUUACGUUCGACGAGCUACGUCGUAAUCUGAUUGCCAUCGAGGGUCCAGUACGUAUUCAAUAUAAUACGCGUGAUCAAUACAAACGCAUUUCGCAUUUACUGGGACUAAUGAAUGACUUCAAGAGUGGUGUGCCGAGGACCGCUUACCAUGGCAUUGUCUCGUUUUAUUACAACAAACGACGCGUGCAUCUGGCACCAAAUGCAAACUGGAAAGGCUAUGAUCUCUCUUGGAGCUAACAGCCGCAUGGAGAUUUUGUUUUGAAUGCCAGAUUAAGCUUGAGGCAGCGCCAUGCGCAACGCAACGAAUCAAAAGAUGUUGGUUGAAAACUGUUUGCAAUACCAAAAACUAGCUUUAGUACUAUUUCCUCAAUUCUUUGUUUAUUUUUUUGUAUUUCUGCAAGAGUCUAUGUUUGUGUUAUAGUCAGAGAUGCCAGCGUAUGCUAGGGCAUGCACUUUGUAACUAAAGCAAUACGAAUAAUGUUGAAAGUAUUAGAAAAAUGUGUAAAUAGUUCAAAUUUAGCUUAGACACCGACCACAGCAGUUAAGGCGAGCUUAGACGCGAACCCUAUCUGCCAGCUCCAAUGCGUUUCAAGCGCAUACUCUCACACAUACACACACACAAUCUCUCUCAUUUGUGAUUUUGAUUUAUGUUUAAAUUAAAUGUAAUUCGUAACUCCAAGUAAAUUGAGCCAAUAAUUGAACCCACAAUGUAACAUAGCAUAGCAUUAAUAUAAACCUAAACAUUAGUUAAUUACUAACUAAGCAUUUCUGUCGGCCAGUGUAGUUCACAUGUGUGCCACUGUCAAUACAUCUAAAGCUAUUUAAAAAGAGCAACAUACAUAGGCUAUAAAUUACUCAUACAUGACUAAUUUAUAUGU